CUGUCUUGAUUGGUUGUCAGUAUCAUCAGUUUCCAAUCCUGGAAAGGCAGAAAUGGAUCUAUACUCUUAAUGAGUAUUUUUGACUGAGUUGUUUGAUAAGUCCUGUUCUGAAGAGGCUGAUUAUUUUAAAUUUUAUUUUGUUUCACUUUUUUUCUCUUUCUUUUAAUAUGAUUUCUGAAUGGAUUCUUUGGGAGGUGGUGGUCCUGUUAGUGAAUUCAGUGAGACUGAGUUCUUCCCUGACUCAAGGUCAAGACUCUCCAGAAGAUUAUGUGAUUCAGGCAAAGGCUGACUGUUACUUCACCAACGGGACCAAAAAGGUGCAGUUUGUGGUCCGGUUCAUCUUUAACUUGGAGGAGUAUGCACGUUUUGACAGUGAUGUGGGAAUGUUUGAGGCACUGACAGAGCUGGGGAAGCCAGAUGCUGAGCUGUGGAACAAUCGUUCAGAUAUCCUGGCGAGGAGCAGAGCUUCUGUGGAUCUGCUGUGCAGACACAACUAUAGACUGGGGGCACCCUUCACUGUGGGGAGAAGAGUGCAACCAGAGGUGUCAGUGUAUCCUGAGAAGACCCCCUUCCUGCACCACCACAAUCUGCUGCUGUGCUCUGUGACAGGGUUCUAUCCAGGGGACAUUGAGAUCAGGUGGUUCCGGAAUGGGCAGGAGGAGAAAGCAGGGCUCAUGUCCACCGGCCUUAUCAGGAAUGGAGACUGGACCUUUCAGACGAUGGUGAUGCUGGAAAUGACUCCUCAACUUGGAGAUGUCUACACCUGCCUUGUUGAGCACCCCAGUCUGUCGAACCCCAUUUCUGUGGAGUGGAGAGCUCAGUCUGAAUAUUCCUGGAGAAAGAUGCUGGUUGGAGUUGCAGCCUUCUUUCUUGGACUAAUCUUCCUUUUGGUGGGGAUCACCGUCCAUCUCAAGGCUUGGAAAGGAUAUGUGGCUACUCAGUUGACUGAUGACGAGGUUUCUCCUCCACCUGCUUCUUUUUCUUAUGAUUAAUACGUUGAAGUGCCUGCUUCAUUCGACAUACAGUUUUCUGAAAAUUACGAGAGAUUGGAGUGGAAUUAGAUGUGAAUCUUUCUUUAUGUCAAUGUCCCUCAGGUAUGAUUCUCACAUCUGGGACUCUUUUUGGAGUUCUGCAAAAUUAGAACUAUUAUUAUAAUCAAAUAUUAUAUAAUAAUACUAGGAUAUUAUCUUUGUUGUAUUGUUUAGAUUAGUGGUUGUUGAAGAAUUCCUAAUUCUUCAUAGCUUUCUGAUUUAUAAUGUCUGUUAUUUCCACCAGACAUGUCAGACAUUAUUCGAUAUCUCUGUAUUCUGUCUCCAGCUCCCAGAGGUGUUCUGGCCAUAUCAGAUAGUGGUCAAUAGGCCUUCAGGCUGACACAAAGCCUGCCCUAUCUGAUCCCUGAUUUAUGCCUGUAUCCUUGGGGUAAGGUCAGGAUUUUCAAAGCAAACAUAGAAUCUGAUAUAAUGACUAGAACUGGAGAUAACAAGUACCUUCAUGAUGUUUAUAUUUAUGUUUGUGUAUACCCAUAAAAUGUUUAUACUUGAUAUAGUUGUAUGUACACAUACUCAAUAUAUAGAGGGCCAGUAAGCCUGCAGGGGAGAUUGGAGAGAUUAGAUAGAUAUAAAGUGAGAGACAUUUCAGCAGAACCUCAUGGUGCCUGCAUGGGAGACACUCAGAAGAACUUCAUUGUCAGAUGUAUGCUGUGAGACUGAGGUGGGGGUUAUGCAGGAAACUGAGAAAUGUUACACAUGCACCAACUACUGUAUCUUACUGCAAACUGUUAUGUUUUACUGUAAACCAUUAGUGUCCCCUAAUAAAACAAACAAAAUAUCUUUUUUCUCUCACUACUCAUGGUCAAUGAAGUUUAUUUCUUAAUCCUGAGGCAUAAUGAAACUCCACUCUCUGGCAUUUAGAGAACCCUGGCAGGAGAUAGCAGUUUUUCUCUAAGUGGUACAAAAUCUAACAUAGUUAAAACCUUAACACAACUCA
Molecule: messenger RNA, 1986 nt
Organism: Erinaceus europaeus (western European hedgehog)
Lineage: Eukaryota; Metazoa; Chordata; Mammalia; Eulipotyphla; Erinaceidae
Product: HLA class II histocompatibility antigen, DO beta chain
Exons: 7
Coding region: 168-992 (274 amino acids)
Biological process (GO): antigen processing and presentation of exogenous peptide antigen via MHC class II; peptide antigen assembly with MHC class II protein complex; immune response
Cellular component (GO): membrane; MHC class II protein complex
Molecular function (GO): MHC class II protein complex binding
Source: RefSeq, a predicted model, not a curated record